This is a messenger RNA of Vanrija pseudolonga, 1629 nucleotides long. RefSeq names its product U3 small nucleolar RNA-associated protein 15 (gene utp15). Gene Ontology annotation, cellular component: nucleolus. Gene Ontology annotation, molecular function: protein binding. The transcript is spliced from 3 exons. The coding region runs from base 40 to 1599 and encodes 519 amino acids. The record is from RefSeq and is a predicted model, not a curated record. Lineage: Eukaryota; Fungi; Basidiomycota; Tremellomycetes; Trichosporonales; Trichosporonaceae. Gene Ontology annotation, biological process: positive regulation of transcription by RNA polymerase I; rRNA processing.
UCUCACUCGUCCAGACUCACAUCUCUCAACAGCGUCGUGAUGGACUUUCAGCGCACCGCGGAGCUCCCGCAGGCGCCACGAGCGACCUCGUCAAUCAACCCCCACUCGCGGCACUUUCACUCGUUCCGGCACCCGCUGUUCAUCAAGCAGGUCGCCCCCGUGACCCACAUCCACUUCAGCCCAGCCAAGCCACACCGGUAUGCCGUCACCACGUCGACGCGCGUGCUCGUGUACGCGCCCAAGACGGGCAAGGUGGUCAAGACGGUGACGCGGUUCAAGGACGUUGCGAGGAGCGGAGAGUUUAGGAAGGACGGCAAGCUCAUGGUCGCGGGCGGCGACGACGGCCUCGUCCAGGUGUUUGACGUCGCGUCGCGUGCCGUGCUGAGGACGUUCAAGGAGCACAACCAACCGGUUCACGUCGCGCACUUCUCGCCACACUCGGGCCAGGUGCUCUCCGGCUCGGACGACAAGACGGUCAAGCUGUGGGAUGUCUCGACGCAGUCUUGCCUCGCAACAUUGGAAGGGCACACGGAUUACGUGCGCGCUGCGGUGUUCACAGAACCUCAUACGAUUCUUUCCUCGUCUUACGACUCGACAGUACGGCUAUGGGACGUGCGUGCGCCGCCACAUGCGAGCAACACCAUGACGAUGAGGCAUGGCGGCGCGCCAGUCGAGGACGUCGCGGCGUUCCCUUCGGGCGGCGUUGCGCUGUCGGUCGGCGGACCCAUCCUGCGUGUUUGGGACCUGGCGAUGGGCAAGUGCGUGCGGGCGCUCUCCAACCACCAGAAGACGAUCACGUCGAUCGCGUUUGACGGGACGUACGGGCGUGUCCUCACCGGUGGCCUCGACAUGAUGGUCAAGGCGUACGACGUCGAGUCGUGGAAGGUGGUCCACACUAUGCGGUAUCCCGCCCCGAUUCUCGCCCUCGCCGUGUCGCCUGACGACACGCACAUUGCAGCAGGCAUGACGGACGGUACCUUGUCCGUGCGACGACGAGACCCCAAGGCGUCAGAGGCAGCUGCCGAGGAGAAGAAGCAGGCCGCGAUCGCGGGCGGCGCGUACGAGUACUUUGCCGACAUGGAGGCCGUGUUUGGCCGUGGUCACGUCAAGGCCAAGGGCGCGGCCCUGCCUCCUGUCGUUGGACCCGCAGACGAGAUCCGCAUCGAGACGCGCAGGAGGGAGAAGCUGCGCGAGUUUGACAGGUAUCUCAAGGCGUUCAAGUAUAGUGCGGCACUGGACGCGGCGUUGAAAAAGACGGUCCGCCCAACAACGACCUUUGCGCUCAUUCACGAGCUGGUGCAGCGGGAUGCCCUGCGCGUCGCCCUGACAGGCCGCGACGACGUCACACUGGAGCCUGUGCUCGCCUUCCUGGCCCGGCAUGUGACCGACCCGCGGUUCGGCGAGUCGGCGGCGGACGUUGUCGGCGUGCUGGUGGACAUUUACGCGGCGCAGCUGGGCCAUUCGCCGCUGGUGGACGAGCUUCUCGCCAAGAUGCACACGAGCGUGGAGCGCGAGCUCGGGUUCCAGCGUGAGCUGGUCAAGCUGCGCGGCGCGCUGGAUAUGACACUGGCGCAGGCUGCCAUGAGCCGGUUGAGCUAGAUAGGGAUGGAUGUAUUAGUAGUGCAUUGA